Molecule: messenger RNA, 1682 nt
Organism: Klebsormidium nitens
Lineage: Eukaryota; Viridiplantae; Streptophyta; Klebsormidiophyceae; Klebsormidiales; Klebsormidiaceae
Source: the annotation of a GenBank genome assembly
GUCCGAGAAGACUGCAAAAUGCUAGGCUUCCAUAUGAUUCACGAGACUCGAGAGCAUGCUCUAGCGACCUACCGUAGUCUCUAGAGUCGACCCUCGGCCAGUGGCAGAGGCGCAAGUGGUACCGGAGUGCAGCCCAUCACCCCUCAAAAGAAGAGGAAGCGUGCAGGAAGCGUGCUCCGGACAGUCUUGCAAACCGGGGACUGUCAGUUCUGACUACCUACGUGUCGUCAGCUUUGCAAGGAAAGCAAGGAUUCUUCAAAGAAGAAAUUCCCAACCUUGAGAGAAGAUACGUCAGAUGAGGCGAAACAUGGCCUCUGUCAAAGAGGAACAGCUGAGGAGGUAUCCUAUCAGGCAGUCUUUGGCAAAGGCUCAACCCUCUGGAGAUGAAACACGCUAUCUUUUGCCUCGCGGCCUUAACGAGGAGGGCGGAGUGCGCAACGCAAAGCGGCAGCGCGCUAAUGCAGUGAAGGAAUCUUCUGGGAUCCUCAACGUCAUUUUUCAAGACCGAGUCCAGGCGUUCAGGCACGAAAGAGGCCAGACAAUGGGGGACCUGUUUAGCGAUGCAAUCCAGCACUUCGAUGUGGCGGCAGCUGAAAGGAAGCAUUAUGAGCUGAGAGACACGCAGGGGGCUGUUUGUCCUUCCAAGAGCCUGGUUGAGAGUUUGCUAGAAGGCCAGACAGAGGGCCUUGAGGGGCCAGAGACUACGCUGCACUUGAUCAAAAAGACUCAGCAGCUUGAGUUACAUCAGUGCUGGCAGUUUGACCCUUUGAAAGACCUCCGGAAGUGGAGAGUGGACCCUGCGUAUGCUGCCAAGUACGAGACCAUCCUGUCAGACGAGGAUGGGGUCAUCAGGAUUGCAAGCACGCAGGCGGUGCCUGUGACGGAGGAACACCCCAUUGGAAUCCUACUGACCAGCAAAGACCUCUCUGCGAGGCUCUUUGGCAGAGACACGUGGACGAUCACCAUCAGCGACUUCGCGCAUGACAACGUCGAUCCCGAUGCGUACGGGGCCAUGGUCAGCUGCAGCGAGUUCGGCCACUUGUACGACCACGAGAAGAAGGUCCGAAACCCCAUGAUCAUUCUCAACGAGGACGCAUACUCGCUCGCCGGAAUCAACAGCUCGAUGGCCAUCUCCUAUGCCACCAUGGGCUUCAUGUGGGACUGCGUGGCCCGGACGCUUAUGAUGUUCGAGGUGCUGCCGAGCGGGGCGUGGCGCCUCCGGCGAACGGUGGACGCGUCCUGGGACCUGUCGCAACCGGCGGUGUAUGUCAGGCGGAGGUAUGCGGUGGAGCGGGUGAUCACAAUCAAGACGGGUCUGCCGCCCCCAUCUUUCUGCCUGCUCUGAAGUGGUACAGCCUCUGUCCGCCCCUCCUGCUUUGAUAAACUUGACUGUCACAUCUGCUGAAAGUCGCUUCAGGUAUGAUCACCUUUUCAGCAACUUGCUGAAAGAACUGUGACUUCGAUCGAACAACUCGACUGAGAGUAGGGACAUCAACGAGACACGGUAAUCGGAUCGGAUGGGUACUUGCAACCCCCAGGUAAUGGAAAUCGUAUUUGACCGAUCCGCACCGUACAAACAUGAUGGUCGAUCUGCCGACCUGUUAAGUUGUUUAAGCCUUUGUUUUUCAGUAAUCAGGACAAAUCGUAUUGUUGGAUACAUGCACGUGUGCGCCAAGAGAUGA